This is a messenger RNA of Penicillium angulare, 2799 nucleotides long. Its product is annotated as tetratricopeptide repeat protein. The transcript has a single exon. Gene Ontology annotation, molecular function: protein binding. Lineage: Eukaryota; Fungi; Ascomycota; Eurotiomycetes; Eurotiales; Aspergillaceae. Bases 1 to 2799 code for a protein of 932 amino acids. The record is from RefSeq and is a predicted model, not a curated record.
AUGGCCGAGUCCCCUCUUCCCUCCACGUUGGACGGCUUGUUCACAGCACCACUCAAGGACCAAUAUGACCCUGUUUCCUUGACGUCGAACAAUAUUGUCCCCAUCUUCGAGUUGCCCUUGGCAAAGAAGAUUUUAGGCCACGAUGCCUCCGAUAGCGAUUCCCUUUCCAGUGUCGCCAAAGACGAGCUUUCGUAUACCGAAUUUGUCGCCGAAAAAGCCCGUGCCGUCCUUCAAACCCCCAUUGCCGACUUGACCACCGAGCAAACACAGUCGCAACUUGUACACAUCGGUCUCGCAGCCCUUUUCAGCUUCUUACAAUCCAACGUGACCGGUCCACCUUUGGAGUUCAACUCUGCAGAGACUGUUCUGCCUACUGGUCUACGCGGAGAUGUUCCGACUCUUCGAGCUGUGCGAGCUAAGAUCAUCCGGGAUCUUUCUGUGGAUGGAGAGGCUGCUUAUAAAUUGACGCCCAAUGCGGAGUUAUUCUCCAUCGCAAAGGCGCUGUUGGUAGAUACAAAUAAUGAGGGUUCCGUGGUGACGAAGACAGCGCGCAUGCGCGUCAACUUCUUGCACCAGAAAAUGCUUUCGGAAGUCACGAGUACCUUACAGGAUGUGAUUUAUAAUGAUCUUGAGGAGCUGGCUAAGCUGGAUCUCAACGCCGAUGCGAAGGGAGGGUUCUUGAUGGAGCGAGCUAUUGUCAACACACACCAUGGGUUCGAUGCUAAGGCCCGCGCUGAUCUGGAUCAAGCGGCUAAGGUGCGCAACUUCGAAUUUGCCUUGACAGGAAAGCUGGGAAAGCGCACAAAGUUCCAAGACAGAGAUAUCAGUCAGCUUGUUGUUUUGGCUAAGAGCGCCGACGAAAACUCCAAGUCCGCAGACCCCUCUGGUCCUAAGAAAUUGGACCUGAAUGAUGAUACUCUCCUUGAGGCCAUCUCCUUUGCUGAUAAAAAAUCUACAACCGUAUCUCAGGAGCUUUCUCCAGCUCUCCAGUCGGUCGAUCCUAAUGAUCAACCUAUCUUGAACCCAUUGGACUCAGCUAUUCUGUUAGCUAUGGCAUCUGCCAUUACGAAUACCGCCCCUGAGAACGGUCUCACUCGUGAAGAGACAGCCCCAUAUGCCACCCGUGUUUUGGAGGGUGGAAGUUCCAACUGGCAGAUUUACACUGAAGCAUUGCUAGUCCGUAGUCGUGUUGAGGGUUACCGUUCACGUACAAUCGAGCGAUCUGUGCUGCAGUUACAAGCUCUUGUUGACCAGGUCAUUGCCGACACAGCGACAGAUGACUCUGCUGCCCAGCAACCAACUGCUGAUCCCACAACUUUCUUGCCACGACCAGAGAAAUCUGAGUCAGCACCUGCUGCUGAUCGUUUGCAAUACAUCUGGAUUAUGAACUUCAGCACCAGGUGGAGUCUUGAAGCCGAGCUGGCUAAGCGCUGGGUUGAGCUUGGUGGUCUCCGUACUGCAUUGGAGAUUUACGAGAGACUUCAUAUGUGGGCUGAAGCAGCACUUUGCUACGCUGCUACUGAGCGUGAGCUGAAAGCCAAGAGCAUGGUGCGACGUCAACUCUACGAAGCUAAGGGCGACGAUGAGAAUGACGAGAACGAAAUGUUUGAAGGACCAGAGCUAACGACACUUCCCGGCGAUGCGCCACGUUUGUUCUGUAUCCUUGGAGAUAUCGAUAAGGAUGAGAAGAUGUAUGAGCGUGCCUGGGAUGUUUCCGGUCAGCGUUAUUCUCGUGCUCAACGAUCUCUGGCACGUCAUUACUUGAGUCUUACGCCACCAGAACUGGAGAAGGCCGAAUGUGCCUACCGUAAGAGUUUGCAUAUCAACCGUCUGAACCACGGCUCCUGGUUUGCACUCGGAUGUGUGCAACUUGAGCUUCAGCGCUGGGAAGAAGCUACCGAUUCUUUCACACGUACCGUUCAACUGGACGACACAGAUGGAGAAGCAUGGAGUAACUUGGCAGCCGCUAUGCUCCGAUCAUCAGCCCCCGAGGAAGGCCCUGAUGUACCAAUCAAUGACAGUGCCGAAGAAAAGGCCGCAGUGGAGAAUGAUCCGUAUAAACGCAAACGCGAAGCCCUGGCUGCCCUCCAACGUGCAGCAACCCUCAAACACACCGACGCCCGUAUCUGGGACAACGUGCUGACAGUAGCUGCAUCCAUCCCCCCACCCAACACACCAUUCCGAGAAGUCAUCACGGCGCAGAAGCGUGUGAUCGAGCUAUUGGGCGCAAAGAAGGGAGAGAAGUGCAUUGACCUGCCGAUUGUGGCCAGCCUCGUGGACUUUCUUUCAACCGCUUUUGAAUAUAAUGAUCUCCUUAUCGAGUCGGACUCCGGCCCAGUUGUCCGUACCGGAACUCUGCCUGGCCAAAUCCUUUCCCUGCUGGACAAUAACGUAGUCCCACUUAUCACCCACUCUUUUGCAUUAUGGCUUGUUGUUUCCCGAGCCGAACUUUUCCGAAACCGCCCCAGCCGUGCGCUGGAAGCGCACGAAAAAGCAUGGCGUGCUACCGUCACAACUUCCACACAAGGUGCAUUCCAGAUGGGCGAUGAGAAGCCUUGGCUUGAGGUUGUUCGGGCUACAGAGAAACUUGUUCGUGAUGGUUACGCCAAGAUUGGACCUAUGGACCGUGAAGAUCAGAAAGUGGAAGGUGAUGCCGAACCGGAGAUGGUUGCCAGUGACUGGCGUUUCAAGGCCAGAAGUGCCAUCCGAGGUAUCUUGGGUAAGGGCAAAGAAUUCUGGGAAGACUCCGAUGGCUGGAUGAGAUUGAAAGAGUUGCAAAACGAGGUUACUGGAAACUAG